UGUGUGCAUAUAUAUGUAUGUAGUGUUAUAUAUGGGGAGAUGUUAGAGGCGGGGUCCCUGUGUGUGAUGGAGCCGUCUGCUGGAGCCUCAGUGAUGGCGGCCCUGACGUGGGGAGCCCGGUGGCUCACCUCUACUCGCCUCAAUAUGAGGUUUACUCUACUACUGCUGCUUACUUGGAUCAUUAGUGUUAGUGCUCUUGCACAAGAAUAUGAAGAUAAUGAUUUUGCUGAAUUUGAAGUAUUUGAAGAGGAGGAUGAAAUAACAGUUGAAGAAGGAAAUGAGGGAAAUGAUGAGGGAUUAUCACGUAGUGGAGGGAAACAAGACGGUGGUGAAACAUCUGCUGGAUUACGGAUGGAUGUGGAAGAGGAUGAAGAGGAGGCAGUUGUAGAGGAUGAAGAUGAGAAUGAUGAAUUCAGCCAUUUUCAUGAUGAAGAGGAAUUUAUCGGGUUCGAUAGUGAGAGACCUCAGGGUGCUCGUGUGCCUAAAUCACAAGAGGAGCCAAAGAUUACUAUUGCUAAUGUUCCUCUUCAUCUUCGGAGCAAUUGGGAUAGCUUCUAUUUGGAGAUGUUAAUGAUUGCUGGGCUAGUUGUGUAUUUCAUAAACUUUAUUGUUGGUAAAUCCAAAAACCAGAAGUUGGCAAACACAUGGUACAACUCCCAUAAGAACCUUCUUGACCAAAAUUUUGCUCUCAUUGGUGACGAUGGAAAACAGUCUGUAGAGAAUGGUGGUUUGCAGAAAGAAUCGGAAAAUGUCUACACACUCUGGUGUUCUGGACGUACCAGUGUGGAGGGAAUGCUGGUUGAACUUAAAUUUAUCAAGAGACAAGAUAUGAUUGGUGUGGUGUCACAGUUGAUCCGUCCCUCAAGUGAUCAGUUACUUGUUAAAGUUCAUCUUGAUGAAAUGGAUGCAUUUGUCUUUGCCCUUGCCACAAAAAAAACAGCUGCAAAAUUGUCAAAGGAGAUGACUGAUAUAAGUACCUUUUGUCCAGAGAAGAAGUCAGCUGAGAAGUUUGGCCUUGGAUCGCAGUUUGUGAUUAUGAAUGAACUUGGAGAAGUGGCAUCAACAGUGCUAGGUGACCCCAAAGUGACAGCAGUGCUCAAUAAAUUCUCUGGAAUGAUAGACUUCUUCCACUUUUCAGAUCAGUACUCAGGACCCAAGCAGCCAGAAGACACCCAGCCAACCAAACUGCCAGAAGUUCGAAGGUCAUUAGUGUUUGGCUUCAACUUUCCUGGACGUGGUAACCCCUCAUUGGAGGCCAUUGAGAGCAUGCGGCCGCUGCUGCAGUUGGUAUUUCACCUGACUGACAAAUUGCGCAGGUUCAAGCUAAGCAAAGAGGGCAGAGCAAAGGCAGAAAAAAAUCGCUCACGAGUGGAGGAGGCCUUCCUGAAGGCUACCCAUGCUGCUCGGGCAGAGAUGGCUCAGGCCAAGAGAGAAGAACGGAAGAGAAUGGAGCGGGAGAAGAUGCUGGAGAUUGAUGACCCAGACAAGCAGCGUAAAUGGGAGGAGCGUGAGCAGCGGCGGCAAAUGAAACGACGUGCUCCUAAGAUGAAGCAACUGAAGACCUCGUAAGGUGUUGUGAUAUGUGAGGACGAGUGCAAAAAAUGUUGUAAACUUUUAUGUAAUUAUCGUCUCAAAUCAUUACUUUCAUUGUCAUAUCUUAUCAGGUGUGAUAUAAAUAACUUGGGUGCCAUCCCUGUCAUUUGUGUGCAGUGUACACUGACAGGUCUUAGAAUUUUUAGUCCAUCUGAGACUGGUACAUUAUUGAUAACUUAGUUUCCAAGUCUUCUACUUGGAAUGUAUUGAUCAUUAUGCAGUAUUAUAGAUUUGUACACUCAUUAGGGUCCAUAAACACAGUUUUCAGUAGUGUUACCAUGAGAGAUUUUAGUUAUGGGGUCUCAUUAAAAUGGUAAUCUGGCCUUGAGUUAUUCAUACCUGUGAUACAUGUAUAGAAGUUGGUACAUACAUGCUGUGCUGAUGCUUCUGGUAUUGUUGGCUGUCGUUAUGUAAUGUAGGUAUCAUCAUUUUUGUUACUCAUUCCUAUUAAGUUUAUCUUAAGAUCAGUUAUUAGUCAGAAUAAUAUGGUGAAAUAUAUGCAAUAUAUAAGGGUAGUUAUAUAAUGCCUAUUUUGUUGAAUUUUUAUGUUUGUUUAUAAUACUGGUAACUUUAUUAUUUUCUUAGGUGUUUAGAGAGAAGUCUAAUCAGUUGCAAUAGGAUUGUUUAAGCCUGUUUAUUGUGUUAAACAUUUUCGUUUUUUUGUGAACGUUUUUAUGUUAAUACUUUUGGUCAACAUUGAAAUAAAUGUUUUUAAAAGAAUUGCUUCCAUAGAAUAUAGUUUGUAAGGGAAGUGUAAUGAGUAAUUAAUUUAGCCUGUAAUUUACCAAUCCUGUGUAUUGGUUGAAAUAUGGUCUCUGCACCAUUGGAGAUUUUUAAAGAUCAAUUGGAAAUAU
Molecule: messenger RNA, 2447 nt
Organism: Procambarus clarkii (red swamp crayfish)
Lineage: Eukaryota; Metazoa; Arthropoda; Malacostraca; Decapoda; Cambaridae
Product: PAT complex subunit CCDC47
Biological process (GO): endoplasmic reticulum calcium ion homeostasis
Cellular component (GO): endoplasmic reticulum
Molecular function (GO): calcium ion binding
Source: RefSeq, a predicted model, not a curated record